Molecule: messenger RNA, 3686 nt
Organism: Styela clava
Lineage: Eukaryota; Metazoa; Chordata; Ascidiacea; Stolidobranchia; Styelidae
Product: metabotropic glutamate receptor 4-like
Biological process (GO): G protein-coupled receptor signaling pathway
Cellular component (GO): membrane
Molecular function (GO): G protein-coupled receptor activity
Source: RefSeq, a predicted model, not a curated record
ACCACGAUGCUACACAAUAUUAUUUAAUCCAGAAGAAAACACUUCACAAGCUGUCAUGUCGAGUGAAGGAAUUUCCAAUGUUGCAUACAUUAGGAUUAUAUUCUGUCAUGGAGAAUAAAAAUGUCCCCUCACAAAUUUGGAGUAUGUUUAUUACUAGUGUUGUCUUAUCAAAUUUAUUUCAUGUCGCAACAACCAAUGUGAUGUACAAAACCAAAACGGAGGCUGGUAACUUACUUCAAUAUCGUUCUGGUGAUAUUUUACUUGCCGGUUUGAUGCGUGUACACAGACGAGGUAACGAAGCCUGCUCUAAAAUACAAGAAGAUGGAAUCCAAGCUGUUGAAACAAUGAAUAUGAUCAUUGAUCAGGUUAACAGAAACACAAAAAUUCUGCCCAAGAUUAGACUUGGUACGAUUAUGGUUGAUACAUGUGACGUGGACAGUCAUGCAUUGAAACGGGUUGUUGUAGAUAUUUUGCCGUUAUUAUGGAAUGUCAGCAUACAGUCCACAAGUAGCUCUGAAGAGCGACCACAAGUGGCAACAUCGUUAAUUGCAGGUGUUGUUGGAUCUGCUUCUAGUGCGGUAUCCAUACAAGUCGCAAAUUUAUUACAAGUGUUCCAAAUACCACAGGUUAGCUACUGGUCUACAAGUCCUGAUUUAAGCAACAAAGCAAGAUAUAAAUAUUUUUUUCGAACUGUUCCGUCUGAUACAAAUCAGGCUAAAGCAAUGAUUGCCGUUGCAAAACAACUUGGAUGGAAUUAUAUAUCGGUCGUUUAUGAAGACGACUUUUAUGGUGUACGAGGAUAUACCGAGGUGAAGGAAACGGCUGAAAAGGAAAAUAUUUGUAUUGCUAUAUCUCAACCUGUCCCACGCAAUCCAACGAAGUCGGAUUUUAAAAAUAUCGUGAAAAAUUUGAUAAGCAAAGUAUCACGUGCUAUCAUUGUCUUCACAAAACGUAACGAUGCGUCGGAGCUCAUGAUUGCUGCUCAGGAAUUCGGAGGGGUGGCGAAUGAAUUUAUAUGGAUUGGUUCGGAUGGAUGGAGUGGUCAGCUACCUAUGUCAGAAAAUGAUGAAUUUAAUGAAGAUAUACUCGACGGCUCAAUCGGAUUUACACCCAAAACAAGCCAUCUAAAAGGUUUUGACGAAUAUUUUACCAAUAUUACACUCAGCCAGAACAAAGGAAAUUUCCGCAAUCCGUGGUUUGCCGAAUACAUAAGUGAGAAAAAUGGAUGUUCACUUAAAUCAGUUUCUGAUCUGCGUAUAUGCUCUCCAGGCGAAAGUGUAAAUCGAUCUGGAUUCGUUCAUAUGACAAAAAUGGAGAGUGUAGCAAAUGCUGUUUAUUCAUUUGUUUAUGCGUUGGAUCAAUACCACAAAGAUAAGUGCGGAGGUAAACCAGGCUUAUGCAAGGCUAUGUCAAAACUUUCCGGAACUAAUCUGCUGGCAACCGGUCUUUAUGAUUAUCUGAGGAAUCUCACUUUUAAAGGAUUUAAUGGCAACAUGGUUGAGUUCGAUGAACAGCAGGAUGGUCCAGCAGUUUACAAUAUUCUAAAUUACAAAAGAAAAGAGCGAACUAGACUUGGAUCGAAAUUGGAGAAAUGGGUGCAAGCGGGAGUUUUCAAAUUAGGAAAUGUUUCCUGGAAUGAGGAAUUAGCGUCAAAAAUUUACACCACUGAAUCAGUCUGUGCAAAACCUUGUGAAGUUGGGGAAGCAAGAAUAGAAGGAACGGAGAUUUGUUGCUGGCACUGCCAAAGGUGCAGAAAAGAUGAAUAUGUAUCGGAAAACGGAACAGCAUGUCUCAAGUGCAUGUUAGGAACAAAGCCAAAUGAAGACACAACGUCAUGUGUUCCUCUCCCAAUAAGCGAAGUAUCGUACGAAAGCAUUUAUGGAAUUGCUUGCAUAUGUGUUGGAGCGGUUGGACUGGCGUUGACACUGAUUGUAACCGCUAUAUACAUAGUGUAUCGUGAAACGGCCAUUGUGAAAGCAUCAGGCAGGGAACUAUGCUUUUUCGUGCUUGUCGGUGUGUUUCUUACAUUUUUAAACUUUUUGUCGUUGACUGCUUCUCCUACGAUUACAACUUGCGUCGUUUCCAGGGUAUUGCUUGCAAUGGGACCAACUUGUAUGUAUGCAGGACUUCUUACAAAAACGCUGAGAGUUGUGAUUAUCUUCCAGUCCAAAGCAAUUCUCUCUCAAAGGGUGAAGAUGUUCAUAAGACCGUGGCCUCAAAUUUUAUGGACAACUGGUCUUGUGUUGCUUCAAACUGUUGUACUUGUGGCAUGGUUUAUCAUCAGUAAACCCUCUGUUGAGAUCCUGUAUCCAACGCCUGAGAUAGCGUUUUAUGCAUGCGAACACCUAGUGGAUAUUCCUAUUCUGAUUGGUCUAAUAUAUCCUUUUUUACUCAUCAUUAUAUGCACUGUAUUUGCAACUGUAAACAGAAAUGUGCCGACUGGGUUCAACGAAACACAAUAUAUAGGUUUUUCAAUGUAUACAACAUGUGUCAUUUGGCUUGCAUUUCUACCAAUCUUCAUAACGAAUAGCUCAGAUCUAGCACAAAGAAUAAUGACUACAUCAGUAUGCUUGAGUCUAAGCGCAGCUACAGUUCUCAUAUGCUUGUUCGGACCUCGUUGCUUUACGAUACUGUUCUAUCCCGAGCAAAACACACAGCAAUCAGUUAUGUCUGGAAGCGUUGACAAAGGUGGUGUUCCUGGCUCAGCUCCGGCUUUAUCUUCCCUCAAAGAACGGUCUAAAACUGCGAACACCAGCACAAAUAAUAAUAAAACGACUACACCAAAAAAUGAUCACGAAAAAAAUCAUGUAUCAGGGGAAAUGAAGAACGGCUACUCAAUGUCAGAAUCAACCGGAAAAUCGCCUAAUGGUUAUUAUAAUGGAGCGCUGGACGUUUGUUCCGAAACAGAUUCUCCGGUCUAUAAAGCAGGGUAUCUUCCUGAAUCGUUAGAGGCGCAAAUUUCAGGUGGCGAAGACACGAAAUUUUAAGCAAUUCAGAAUGCAAGAUGUGAAUGAAUCUUUUAGAGGACAAUAGCGGAAUCUUUUUACGUAACGUUAAAUUACUUCAACCAACGGAUAUGUGAUCUUUUAAUCCUCAUCUACCAAAGAAAAAGACAUAAAUACCUAAGUUUUUAUGCAAAUUUUAACUUUCGUUUGUUGCCUGUAAAUCUCAAUCUUAAUACGUACUGCAUUAACAAUUUUUCUAUUCCCUUUUUUUUAUUAUUUUGUUCCGAUGCGUCAUUGAAAUUAUACAUGAUUGGUGAAAUGAACCAUUCUAAUAUUCAAUAUUUCAUGUAGAAGAUGUUAAUUUGACGUUUGAUACCAUUUAAGUAGUUGAUAAUCGAACUUUGGAUUGUUUCCAUUUUAUAUCGACAAUCGAUAUCAGUUCAAUAUUAGUAAUUGAUUUUGUUCGUUUAAUUUUUAUCUCUAUCUAUUUUUAAUUGUUCAGAAGUUUCUUAUUAUCAUGUGUGAUUUCAAUUCUAUGCAGAUUUGCUAAAGAGUAAUUAUUUGUGCUUUUAUCAUUGUAAAUCAAAUAUAAAAUUAUUGUUUAAAACUUUCUUCGAUUUUUUAUUCAUAAUUGGGCGACAAUAACUGAUUUUGAACGUUUGGAAAAACUGUUGCUAUCCGUUUUGAAAAUGUCGUACAACUUUACACUAAAAUUAUGACAUUGGGGGAAAAAAAAUAAAA